UCCUCUCCAUUUGUGUUUCCUAUCUGCACCUGCUUAUCACAGCACUCUUCCUCUCUCUACUGGACCUGCUGGAUUUGCUCUGCACUGCUGACCUGUGAGGACUUUUAUGCAGCAAGUGAGGGAGAAGAGGAAAAAAAGAGUUGGCCCAUGCGAGCGGUGUGAGGACUGAGUGCAGCUGUUUUAUCCAGAGAGGAGCCCAACAUGUAAGAAGAUGUCUGUUGGAGGCUGUGCUUGUCCUGGCUGUUCGUCAAAAUCAUUCAAACUGUACUCUCCUAAGGAACCCCCGAACGGUGGCAGCUUUCCCCCCUUCCACCCAGGCGCUAUGCUGGAUAGAGAUGUGGGGCCUACACCCAUGUACCCGCCAUCAUACAUGGAGCCUGGCAUGGGGAGACCCACACCGUAUGGGAACCAGACAGAUUACCGGAUAUAUGAGCUAAACAAAAGAUUACAGAAUUGGACAGAGGACUGUGACAACCUCUGGUGGGAUGCCUUCACCACAGAGUUUUUUGAGGAUGAUGCCAUGCUUACAGUUACCUUCUGUUUGGAAGAUGGUCCUAAACGAUACACUAUUGGCAGGACGCUGAUUCCUCGAUACUUCAGGAGUAUUUUUGAGGGAGGUGCAACAGAGCUGUUUUACGUUUUGAAGCAUCCAAAGGAGUCUUUUCACAGUAAUUUUGUGUCCCUCGACUGUGACCAGUGCACCAUGGUGACCCAGAAUGGCAAACCCAUGUUUACACAGGUGUGUGUUGAGGGCCGCCUGUAUCUAGAAUUCAUGUUUGAUGACAUGAUGAGGAUCAAGACAUGGCACUUCAGCAUAAGGCAACACAGAGAGGUUUUACCAAGAAGCAUUUUGGCUAUGCAUGAUCCUCAGAUGCUCGAUCAGUUGGCUAAAAACAUCACCAGGUGUGGGCUGUCCAACUCGACGCUCAACUACCUCCGUUUAUGUGUGAUAUUGGAGCCAAUGCAGGAGUUGAUGUCCAGACACAAGACUUACAGUUUGAGUCCAAGAGACUGUCUGAAAACCUGCCUUUUCCAAAAGUGGCAAAGGAUGGUAGCGCCUCCAGCUGAGCCAGCAAGACAAGCUCCAAACAAGCGACGGAAAAGGAAAGUUUCUGGUGGAAGCAACGUGAGCUCCGGUGGAGGAGGCAAUAACAACAACAGCAGCAAAAAGAAGAGUCCGGCCAACAGCUUCUCCCUCUCCAGCCAGGUACCUGACCUGGUUGGAACAAAAACCUGUACUGUGCCGGAGCUUGAGGACCGGAGUUGAGAACCACUACGCAAAAUCUGUUAACGCACACUCACAAUCCACACACACCCACCCACACACCCACCCACACACACACACAGACCAUCAUACACUGUCGCCUACAUCUGUGGCCCCAAACAGUGAGGUACUGGAGAGGUGGUACGAGGCCUGUCUGGACCAGCGCACCAGACACCACAAAGUUUGUUUUAUUUUCUAUGUUUUAGAGUUGUUUUUUUUUUUUUUUUAUGUAAAGUAUUUGGGAGAAAAAAAGGCAAGCAAACAAUAGCACCCCAGGAUUUCUUUGCACUGUUUUCCACUAUUAAUGGCAGUCUAUUUUUAUUAUGAAAUUGACAUGUAUUAUUGUUUUUGUUUUUUAUUACUGCUUAUCUAAGAAAUGUAAAACAUUUGCAACCUUCAGUAUAUUAAUGUACAGGUAUUUUUGUUGGAUCAUUCUAAUGUGAUGGUAAUAACUGUAAACUUUUGUCAUCCAUCGUCUGCAGAGGUGAGGAUUUGACUCAGACACAACGUCGAGAAAAUUACAAAAGAUUAAAAUCUAAACUUGGACUUAAACAUCAAUGAAUUAUGGCUUCAAAUGCAUUUGAGCCUUUUAAUCUUUAAGAUGCUUUCUAUUUUUUCCUAAUUUUUAUACAUUGUUUUGUUUUGUUUUUGGGUUUUAUUCUGUUCUUUAGCCAUUACCUGAAUAGGAUAAACAAGUUUUUUUUUUAUUAACUAUUCGAUCAGCUUACUUCUUAAAACAUAAAGGAAAUCCAGAUUUUCAAUCUGACCUGGAACUUUGCCUUGGCCUUAGACUUGUUUGGGACUUGGGCUCCACCUCGGCUUUCUGGCCUCAGUAAAUAAACAUAAUAUUGUUUUAUUUCUACUGUGCUCUAAUCUGCUGAGAGUCCAAAGCAGAACUCUGGGUACUCGCUCCCCCAUUAGAUCUCCAUCUGUUGUGCUUCUUGCAAAACUGUCUAUUUUAUCCUUAAGUAUCUCAUUCUUUGUUGGUUUCUUCAAAGAAAAAAUAUAUAGUAACAGAAAACUUCUUGAAUUUGCUACUCAGAAUAUUUUAAAAAUAAUCAAGUUUUAACUGGAUUGUAAAAUAGGAAAACUUUUGUAUUAACUUAAGCUUCCCAGCAAUGUUUUUAAAUUUCGAUAAAGAAAGCUGCAGACCAAGGAGCUCCAUGUAAAGACUACACAAUGCGCUGUUUUUAUUUUUUAAUCUUCUGUUAGCCUUUCCUCCCCAUGUUUGUGUCUGUGCUUGUAUAUUUUUAGGUAGUACUUUCUGUAAAAGUUAUUCUAUGUAUUCCUUUGAACAAUGAAAACUCAAUCUAAUGUAAAGAGAUAAAAAAAGCCCUGUAAGUUGUUUUAAAAAAACAUUUUUAAUGGUACAAUCACUGAUGAAAUAACUUUACCUUCAUUUUAGCAAACUAUUUAUUUUUCUAUGUACUGAUUUUCUGUUUAGUUUUAACUCGCCUGUACAAUAAUCAUGAUUAUAUCUGGAGGAAUUUGUGGUGCAGCUGCUGAGUCAGAAAGCUAGUUCUGUGUUUGACAUAAAUGUUGGAUCUUUGUAAAUAAGUACAGAAAUCUUUUUUUUCCUGCCACUGUUUUGGCAUUCAGUAAAAUGUUAAUAAAUUUAUUGAAACCUUUAUACAUUUGUUAUUUUUAAGCACACAGCUUCCCAUAAUGGAUAAUCUGCGUGGGAUAAAAUCCACCCAUGGCGUUAUUAUAUUGAAGCAUUUAAAACUCAUCAGAGUGCAGGUACACAGCAUGGCCUCAGCAGCGAUAGAUGGGGUGUAAUUCAAUGGUUUCUCCACCAGGAGUCCCUCAAAGCAGCAGACUGAGCAGCUGGGCAAAUUCCUCCAUCACCGUGUACAAAUCCACAAAAAGCUGUCGUGUUUAAAAUCCUUUUUCAUCGUCUCCCAGUGCCUCCUUGGCUUCUUUUAUUUGUGCUGUAUCAGUUCUGCGGCAGACAUGGAAUUAAAUCCAGGGUCAACUUUACCAGCACUCUGUGCUCUUUAUUGGUUGACACAAUAAGGGAAAUAUGUGUGAGGCAGAGAUAAGGCAAUGCACCUGUAGCUGGCUCUUGUAGCACCUCAUCAAAGGGGUGGUUUUAUAUAUUUCUUUGCCAGGUUUCUGUCAGUAAUUGUAUGUUAUCAAUAAAAAUGGAUUUUCACUGAAUAACAGUUGUGAU
Cyprinodon variegatus (sheepshead minnow) is the source of this 3437-nucleotide messenger RNA. It is a transcript of the gene ldb1a, whose product is annotated as LIM domain binding 1. NCBI's taxonomy places the organism in Eukaryota, Metazoa, Chordata, Actinopteri, Cyprinodontiformes, Cyprinodontidae. Gene Ontology annotation, cellular component: transcription regulator complex; nucleus. The transcript has 12 exons. Gene Ontology annotation, molecular function: LIM domain binding. Bases 212 to 1267 code for a protein of 351 amino acids. Gene Ontology annotation, biological process: nervous system development; negative regulation of transcription by RNA polymerase II; positive regulation of transcription by RNA polymerase II. The record is from RefSeq and is a predicted model, not a curated record.